AUUGCUUUGUUUAUUUAAAUGAACACAGCUACAGCUUUUGUGAUGAUAAUUUGCUAUCUCUUAUGCUAUUAAUAUGCUAUUAAAAUGUAAUAAAUAUCUGUUGUAAGCAGUUUGUAUUUUAAAGUUCUCAUCUUUGUAUUAAAAAUAGAAAAAAAUUUGAAAAUCAUAACGCAAAUUCCAAUAUCUGUUUGAGAAAUCACAAUUAGAUAUUUCCCCCCAAAUUGUUUAGAACCUAAUAAACAGUUAUGAAGUAGUAUCCCUAAGACACUGACUGAACUAUUAACCAUGUUUGUUGUCUCUGCUAAAAUUAUUUAAUUUCUAAAAGUUUAUUGUGAAGAUGCAUUUUUUCCUCCCAAGAGAUUAUUAUUUCAGGGAAUAUGGCAGAUAUGGAGCUGUUUAGAAAAGCACCAUUACAGUGUCUUUUUUGUUGAUAAAAACAAGGUUAAAGAUGUUUUUUAUAAAUCUGUUUAAAUUUAUCGUGAUAAAAAUGUACAGUAUUGAUACGUGCUACUUUUCUGCGUGCUUUCAGUUAGUUUGCACCCCAAACAAUCAUUUUUGGGCUCUCUACAAAAGCUGUCUUGGAUUUGAAAGUAGUUUAUUGUAUUUUUAUUAUGCUACAAAUAAUGAAAUAUGUCUUCUAGAUCCAAUAAUUCAUAUGUGUGAUCUACCUCUGUGAGACGAUGUCUGACCGUGACGGCCCACGAUCAGAGCCGGCUGGACUGGACGGUCUGCCUCCACUCUACAGCAUUGCUAAAGGAGAGGUGGUGUCUGUGCAAACCUACGGCGCCUUUGUCAGACUACCGGGAUACAAGAAGGAAGGUCUGGUACAUGUGAGCGAGAUGUCGGCGUCUCGUGUUGAGAGUGCCUCAGAGAUUGUGGAUGUGGGGGAACAGGUGUGGAUUAAAGUCAUUGGGAGAGAGAUUCAGGGUGACAAGGUGAAGCUGUCCUUCUCCAUGAAAUCUGUCAAUCAAGGAACAGGGCGGGACUUGGACCCCAACAAUGUUAUGGCAGAUCAGGACGCAAGGAGACGUAAGCAGUUUAGAGAUCAAACCGGCAACAGGAUCACACUGGAAGCUGUGCUCAACACAACGUGUUCAAAGUGCGGCUGCAAGGGUCACUUCACAAAGGACUGUUUCUCUGCUCCGGGCUUGCAGUAUGCUCUUGUGCCUGAAGAGGACGAUGAAGAGCCACAGCAGCAGCCGACCUCCACAACUGCACCACAGAAAGACUCCGACAAAAAGAAGAAAAAGAAGGAAAAGAAAAUGAAGAAAAAGAAGAAGAGGGAGAGAAAGGAGUCAGACAGCAGCAGCAGCAGCAGCAACGAAUGUAAAUCCAAGAGGAGGCGCCACGACCACAGCCACGACAGAGAGGACAAAAAGAAGAAGAAACACAAAAAACACAAGUCGCACAAACACAGCUGAGACAACAGCACAAACAGACACACAUCUACAGUCACACACACACUGCAGCUAUCAGACAGACACACAACAGGAAGUAGGGAGAAACAGUGACUGACAUCCAGCUGUGUGUCUUUUAAUCACAUCUCCACCAACAGCUUAUUAUAAAAACCUUCAUGCAUUUAAGUUAAAGUUUCAAUUACUGUCUCUCCAUAUUAUUGGAAGCAGUUCCUGGAAAGUGCUGUAAAAGCAAAUAAGUAGGUCAUGUGACAAUCCCCACUUGUCCUGAAGUAACCUCUGGCUCCCCUACAGCAGGAAGAGUCUACACAUUAUAUGUAAUCCGAUAUUUGUAAGCAAUAUGGCAGCAAGUGGCCACCCCUUUCCAGAUAUUGUGCACAGCUAUCCGGUUUCCAGUAGUUAUCUGGGAAAUCCAUUUAGCUGACAUGAGAGUAAAGCCCACUAAAAUAGUGGGGGUGGGGGAGCUAAAGAUCCUUUAAAUAACACACACACAGACAAAGCAACACACACAGGAAAAAGCUGAAACACAAACGGGAAGUGUAGCGUGGCACAUGUAAGUGAGCGUAGCGGGAUCCUCAUAAUGUGGUGACAUCCUGAGGUUGUGAGCCACUUACUGUGUGUUUGUGUGUACAUCUACACGUGUGUGUUUUAUCUACAAGGGAAACCUCACAGCACACACACAGCCUUCUUCCUGCAUGUCAACUGUUAACUCCAUUAAAGCUGUCUUUGUUUGUAAAGGUAACAAAA
This is a messenger RNA of Amphiprion ocellaris (clown anemonefish), 2162 nucleotides long. It is a transcript of the gene zcchc17, whose product is annotated as zinc finger, CCHC domain containing 17. The coding region runs from base 681 to 1421 and encodes 246 amino acids. The transcript is spliced from 6 exons. The record is from RefSeq and is a predicted model, not a curated record. NCBI's taxonomy places the organism in Eukaryota, Metazoa, Chordata, Actinopteri, Pomacentridae. Gene Ontology annotation, biological process: RNA stabilization. Gene Ontology annotation, molecular function: RNA binding; zinc ion binding.